This is a messenger RNA of Drosophila bipectinata, 4769 nucleotides long. It is a transcript of the gene Psc, whose product is annotated as Posterior sex combs. Gene Ontology annotation, cellular component: PRC1 complex. NCBI's taxonomy places the organism in Eukaryota, Metazoa, Arthropoda, Insecta, Diptera, Drosophilidae. The record is from RefSeq and is a predicted model, not a curated record. Gene Ontology annotation, molecular function: metal ion binding; promoter-specific chromatin binding. Gene Ontology annotation, biological process: negative regulation of transcription by RNA polymerase II.
AUGACGCCAGAGUCGAAAGCCACCGUCAUACCCUCAAAGACAACAACAACAACAAUGGUACCGCCUGGUAUAGCAACCGCUAGCAUGGCUCAUGCCCAGAAAUCAGCAACUGCAACAAAAAGCAUUGUUGUCAGCAAUGCAAAUAGCAGUGCCAGUGGCAACAACAACAACAAUAACAACAAUGCUGGUAAAAAGUUGCCUUUGUCUCAGAAAGCAACUGCUGCAACUGCAGCAACAAAAACAACUAAUGUUGCUGAUAGGCAAAAGCAACAACAACAACACCAGCAACUUUUUCAAGCCAACGGCAUUAAAGUAAAAAGUGAAAACACAUUAGCAGCAACACUUCAUGCCGCAAGCAAAGUCAGCAAUGUUGCAACAACAAAAACGCUGUUAGAGAAUGGCAUUAAGAAGGAAUCAACGCCGCCAGCAGCAGAGCAGCAGUCCACAGUAGAGGCCUCCAGCUCCUCCUCCUCUUCAUCAUCGUCCUCCUCCUCCUCAUCCUCAUCCUGGUCGCUGACUCGAAGGGCAGCGUCCGAAGAGGCCAGCAGCAAUGGUGGCGCCUCGGCAGAUGAGGAGGCAGCCGUGGAGGAAACGGCGACAACGACUUCCGAUUUGGCCACAACUUCAAGGCCACGCCCCGUUCUCCUUACGGCCGUUAAUCCGCACAUCAUUUGUCACCUUUGCACGGGCUAUCUGGUGGAUGCCACAACCAUAGUCGAGUGUCUGCACUCUUUCUGCCACAGUUGCCUCAUUAAUCACCUGCGAAAGGAGCGAUUCUGUCCGCGUUGCAAGAUGGUCAUCAACAGCGCCAAGCCGAACAUCAAAUCGGACACCACGCUCCAGGCAAUUGUCUACAAGCUCGUGCCGGGUCUCUAUGAGCGGGAGCUGAUGCGAAAGCGGGCCUUCUACAAGGAUCGUCCGCAGGAGGCGGCCCUGGCCACGCCCGAGCAGAGAGGCGAUGAUACCGAGCAUCUAAUCUUCAGUCCCUCGGAUGAUAUGUCGCUGUCCUUGGAGUAUGCGGAAAUGGGGGAACUGAAAUCUGACUCCGACUCAGAGAACGAAAUGGUGGAUACUCUCCGUCCCAGAUACCUCCAGUGCCCGGCCAUGUGCCGGGUUAGUCACCUGAAAAAGUUCGUCUACGACAAGUUCGAAAUCGACGCCCAGCGCUUCAGCAUCGACAUCAUGUACAAGGUCAAGACGAUCGUUCUGCUGGACUACUACACCCUGAUGGACAUCGCCUACAUCUACACGUGGAAACGGGACGCACCCAUGCGUUUCUACUAUCGUGUCUAUGAGUGCCCCCAGCCGGUGGUGAAGCCGGCACCGCGAAGGGUGUUGCCACUGAAAGUGGAACAGUCCGAGCAGGUAGUCGAGGUAGCGCCGGCCAAGGUGGAAGUGCCGGCAAUCGAGGCGGCCAUCAAAAAAGAGGCAUGCAACGUGGAAACGGUGGUGCAGCCACCGAAACUCUCGCCACUCAGCGCCGAGCCCUUGAAGCUGGUGAUCAAUCGCAAUCUCCUGGAGAAGCGUGAGAAGAGCCACUCCCCGCAGUCCAGCUCCAAGUCCAAGAGCACUCCACCGGCUAUAGCUCCAGCUCCUGCCUCGCCCGCCGUUGCCCCAGCCAGCCCGACAGUCUCGGAGCCCAACAUUAAGCUGAAGAUAGAUCUGUCCAAGCAGAAUAGCGUGACCAUCAUCAAUAUGUCCGAUCCGGAUCGCAAGGAGAUCGUGAAGCCCCUCAAGCCGGAGAAGGAGUCUCGCUCCAAGAACAAGGACAAGAAGGAGAAGGACAAAGACAAGGACAACAACACCAGCAGCAGUGGCAGCAGUCCCAAGUCCUCUCCCUCCUCGAGUGGCGACCGCAAGCGAAAGAGUCCCAGUCCACUGACCGUGCCACCCCUGACCAUUCGUACGGAACGCAUUCUGAGUCCCAACGGAGUCAGCACUCUGAGUCCCCGAGUCACCAGCGGUGGCCUGGAGGACCCCAAGUCCGAGUUUCUCAAGUCCUUCGCCCUCACUCCCAUCAAAGUAAAGGUGGAGUCCGCGGAAAAGGGGCUGGAAACGUCGCCGCCUCUGCUAAGCGGCAAGUCGAAGGGCAGUCUGGAGGACAGCCUGCUGAUGAAGCCGCCCAGCUGCAUGCCCCCCAAGUCGAUCGCCUCCUCGAAGCGCAAGAACAAGGAGCCCAUGAAGGCGCGCUGCAAGAAGGCCAAGCUGUCGCCUCCCCUGCCGCGGGUCGACUUCAAGAUUCGUCUGCCGGGCACCAGUGCCACUUUCAGCGCCUCGGAGGCGCCCUCCGCUGGCACCAGUGCCUCCAAACUGGACAAGCCACUGAUGCCGCCACCGGCCAAGCCGCCAAUCCUGGCGCCGCGCAAGCUCCAGCCCCCGGCACCGUUCACCCCGCCGCCCUCGCCGAUGCACCAGCACUCCGGCAUGCAGAUUGCGGCGCCCGGCAACCGAACGCCCAUCGCCAAGCGCUACCAGCCCAUCCUGCCCAAGGCCUCGCGUCCGAAUCCCUUCGCCAGUAUCCCGAGCGACGUCAAUCUCCUCCUGCCAAUGGGCACCGAAAUCAAGACGAUCGGAAACCACAACUCCAACGGCAGCAACUCGUCCGCGAAGUCGCAUGUCUAUGGUCCCAAGGGGGGCGACUCCAAGAUGGGCCCGCCACCCCCACCGCCGACAUCGAAUGCCUCCAGUCCGGCGCAGAACAACCGGAACAUGGGCAACAAGUCCAUGCCGGCUCCCAGCAGCAAGAGCUCCAACAGCUCCAACAACUAUCUGAACCUGGCCCUGUUCAACGCCAGCAAGUCCAAGGGCAAGGAGGCGCCGCCCGGCUGCCGCACGCCCAUGUACACCCCCAACUCCCCCAGCUACUCGCCCAGCUCGCCGCAGUACGUGCCCAGCUACAACAUUCCCACGAUGCCCACCUACAAGUACACCCCCAAGCCGGCGGCUAAUGCAGGAUCGAAUUCCGGGGGAGGUGGAGGAAUCCUCCAGAACAUGUUAGGCGCUGGAGGAGGAGCGAUGGCGGGCCUGUUCCCAUCGCCACCCACCAAGUCGGAGCAGAACUCUGGCCCGGCCAAUCCACCCACCAAGUCCGACCAGAACACCAAUCCCAUGUCCUCCAUCUCCAUGCCGUCGGGAGGAGGAAACCCUGGACCGGCCAACGGUAAUCCCUUCCAGCGCAGUGCCAGUCCGUGCGAAGACGCCCCCGAGAAGCAGCAGGUCAAGGUGAAGUCGCUGCUCAACUCCUGCAACAUCAACAUACCCUCCUCGCUGUCCAUCACCAUCUCCCGGGACAACGGAGAUCCCUCCUCGCCCGGCAACGGCCAGCAUCCGAAGCACAAGACUCCGGUGAACAACUACAUCGAGAUUGUGAAGCUGCCGGACCAGACGCCGGAGCAGGUGCAGGCCGGCAAGGAGGCCCAGAAGCGCCAGUCGCCCCCGGCUCCCGUCAAGCUGCCCACGCCACCGCCCUCCAAGGCCGUUAUCCCCUCGCCCCAGCACCUGAUGUCGCGCAUGACGCCCCCGCACAUGCCCCAGGUGCCCACCCCACCGCCGCCCACCUCCUCGUCGCCGGUGAACAGUGUUCCCCGGGUCAUCACCCCGCCGAAGACCUCGCCACCGAUGAAGGCGGCGCCGCCCGCCAAGCCAGUACUUACGCCCACGCAGGGGGACAAAAAGACACCGAGUCCCGAGAAGCGCAACGCCGCCCAAAUGGGCAGUCACUCGCCCACCUCCAGCGAGAACAAGUCGCCCAAGAACGGAGCGGCCAAUGGAGGCGAGGCAGCCCCACAGAACGGGGAGCCCGCGGCCAAGAAGUUCCGGCCCAUCCUGCCGCGUCAGAACGCCCUGCCCGAGCUGGCUCCCAAGCUGGCGCCCGCCCAGAACGCCCCUUCGUUGUCCCUGAAUCCGCCACCAAUGCAGGCGGGCAUGAAGAAGGUGGCGCCCAGCAAGAAGUCACCGACUGGCCAACCAAAGAUGGCCAACGGAGGACCUCAGGCCGCGCCCCAGAAGCCCAGUCCUCCCCUGAAGAACCAGCCGAUGCUCCAUCCUCAGGCCAAGAAGCCGGCCAAGAACCCGACACCACCACCAGGAGCUGCCAAGAAGGACCUGCCGGCCAUCAAUGCUCCGCUGAGCAUCGCCUCCAGUGCCGGACAAAUGGCCCUCACCAAGGAGAACCUGAUGCGGGCCCAGGCCGCCCAAGCCGCUCAAGCCGUUCAGGCUGCCCAGGCCGCCCAGGCUGCCCAGGUGGCUGCUGCCCAGGCUGCCAAUCAGUCCAAUCUGAUGUACAUCUUCGCCCAGAUGGGCAUGAACCCCAUGUACGGCUACCAGCAGGCCUACCUCAUGGAACAGCUGUCGCGGAUGCAGAGAUCCGGAAGCGAGAUCAACGACUACCUACAGAAGAUGAAGGCUGGCGGUGGGGCGGCAGCAGUGGCCCCACUGCCCGGAGAUGGGGACGCCAAAAAGGCGAUGCCCCAGCUGCCCACCGUAACGCUACCCAGUCCGGGUGCCACUCCGGCGGCGGCAGCCAGUCCAAAGACCUCGCCCCUUCCAGCCGGAAAACUGACGGCCGCGGCCACGGCGCCAAAGACCAAAGGUAACAGCGGCGGGGCAAGUGCCAGACAACAGACAGCGGCCACCGGGACGGGAGCUGCCACAACUCCGUUGCCCAAACUACCGGCUGGCGGCACUGUUGCGAAAAGCAAGUGAAGAUGAAGAUGGGGUCGACGGGGUCGGUGACCAGACCGGAGACCGGGUCGGAGAAGGAACUGCCG